CUAGAAGGCGCGAGGGGAGGCGCUGUUCCCGCCGCACACAGUUGGGUCCGCGGCAGGCGACACCGCCCGGGCUGCCCCGCGCCGGGGACCGGGACGGGGACCGUCGGCCCGGGUGUCCGCUCCGCCCACCGAGUCGGAUGGCGGCAGCCUCGCCCAGGGACCCGGCUGAGGGUAUUGUGACCUUUGAGGACAUUGCCGUGUCCUUCUCCUGGGAGGAAUGGGAUCUUCUUGAUGAGGCUCAGAGACACCUGUACCAGGAUGUGAUGCUGGAGAACUUGGCGCUUAUAACCUCCCUGGGUUGUUGGCAUGGAGCAGAGGAUGAGGAGGCACGUUCUGAGCAGAGCAUUUCUGUAGAAAGAGUGUCACAGGUCAGGACUCCCAAGACAGGUCUUUUUCCCCAGAAGGCCAACCCCUGCGAGGUGUGUGGUCUGGUCUUGAAAGACAAUUUUCACGCAGCUGAACACCAGGAAACACAAUUCAGUGAGAAACUGUACACUGGUGGGACACAUGGGGAAAGAUUUUAUUUCGGUGAAAACCUUCAGCAGCAGCUCAAGCAGCACAUGAGCGAAAAGCCCUUCAGAAACCACACAAGCAGAGCUUCAGUGGUCAAGAACUGCAGCUUGCAGGUGUCAGGGAAGCCCUUUAUCUGCGGGGAGAUUGGGAAGGACUUCUUGGCCACCUCAGUAACCCUCCAGCAACAGGCCACACAUACUGGAGAGAAGUCAAACAAUGGAACUGAAUAUGGGGCGGCCUUCCACAUGGGAAAAACUCAGCACCGCUGGGGAGACAGCACAGAAGCUUUCAGCCAAAAGCAUACAUUCGUUCAACACCAGAGGGUUCACCCUCGAAAAAGAUGUUACAUGUGCAGUGAAUGUGGGAAAUCUUUUAGCCAUAACUCUAGCCUUAUUAAACACCAGAGAGUUCACACAGGAGAAAGACCUUAUGAGUGUGGGGAAUGUGGGAAAUCCUUUAGCCAGAGCUCCAACCUCUUUCAGCAUCGGAGAGUUCAUACUGGAGAAAGGCCUUAUGAGUGCAGUGAAUGUGGGAAAUCUUUCAGCCAAAGCUACAGCCUCAAUAACCAUCGGAAGGUUCACACUGGAGAAAGGCCAUUUGAGUGUGGAGAAUGUGGCAAAUCCUUCAGCCAAAGAUCCAACCUCAUUCAACAUCAGAGAAUUCACACUGGAGAAAAGCCCUAUGAAUGCAGUGAAUGUGGGAAGUCCUUUAAUCAAAGCUCUGCGCUCCUGCAGCACCAUACCGUUCAUACUGGAGAACGGCCCUAUGAGUGCAGUGAAUGUGGGAAAUCCUUUACCUACAAUUCCAGUCUUUUAAAACACCAGAAAGUCCACACGGGAUCAAAGCCUUAUGAGUGCAGUGAAUGUAGGAAAUCUUUUAGCCAGAAUUGCAGUCUUGUUCUCCAUCUGAGAGUUCACACUGGAGAAAGGCCUUAUGAGUGCAGCAAAUGUGGAAAGUCUUUUAGCCAAAGCUCUGCACUCCUUAAGCACCAGAGAGUUCACACUGGAGAAAGGCCAUAUGAGUGCAGUGAGUGUGGGAAGUCCUUUAGGCAAAGCUCCAACUUCAGUGACCAUCGGAGAGUUCACACUGGAGAAAGGCCGUAUAAGUGUAACCAAUGUGGGAAAUCCUUCAGUAAGAGCUCUGGCCUCACUCGACACCAGAGAGUUCAUAGUGGAUUGGGCAUUGUAAAUAUGAAUGAGAAAGCCAUUAGCCGAAGCCCUUACCUCAUUGAUUACCACACAGUUCACAUGGGAAGUACAACUUAGAUAUGUAGCAAAUGUAUUUCCUUGUUCAGUAUAACAACAUCGAGGAGAUCUCUUUUGAGGGUACCAUCUGCCUGAAUUGAGCCUCAUACAUCCAGACAUCAAAAUAAAUUCCAGGUAUGUAGAACUGUGUUGCAUGUUUCAGCUCAGGCCCAUGUGAGUUUUUAUUACGUUGAUUCUGUAGCAGCAGCCAUUCACCUCUUCCCUGCGGGUGCCCGCAUUUGUGUCACUUAGCCACAGUGACGUGUUCAGCAAAGUAAGCCUUAGUGUUUUCCCAUUCCCUGGGUAAAUGUGAAAAGCCAGGGGACUCAUUCUUUUCUCUCUGAUUAGUUAGGGCAUGGAUGACUCCGUUGUGUUCCAGAGGACUCCAUCUUAGUUCUGCUGGUGGCCUGAAAAGUCAGCUUUUUUAGGGAUAUUAUUGGUCUGAUGACUCUUGUGAUGAAAUUUGCAGCCUCCAGCUCACCAGCCAAGGAACAACCUUCCUCUGUAUUCUGGUUUAUGUUAUAACAAAGGCCUUGUUGUGUAAGUCACCUUUAUCUUAAGGAUUAGAUUCACUUCAUGAGGUGGUUUCAGAAUGACAGGAGAAACAGGUGCUAUGGGAGCCCCAAUCUUUGUUUGCAUCAAGGGGAUGGAAGGAUGGUAAUUUUCUCUCUAAUUUGGCUCUUGUUUGCUUUGUUGCCCAAGGCUUCUAAGAAGAUUCUAUAAAGUGUUGUGGUUAGAUUGUAGCCUGGAUGCAGGAUGUUUCGUGGUGUCAGCACUUGUCCUGAAAAGAGGGCAGUUGUAACAACCUCUGAUACUUCUGGAGACAACAUAGAAUUGUUCUCUUGUUUGCAGGGGAUAUUGCAUUGUGCCCAGCACUGGUGCAGGGAAUGUUCCUAGGCCCUGCAAAGGAGUGAUGUACUCUGAUGCCUAGGAUUCUAUGUGGUAGUGUCACUGGCUGAAAGAUGAUAGGGGGAUCAUAACUGUACACAAAUGGUGGAUUAACAGAGAGGCCAAAAGAACACAACAAACUGGUUAGAAUGUGCCUCUUUUAAAGGUUGCCUGCUAUUGUUCGGUCAGUAUGGCUGUGAAGGAUGAGCCAGUACAGAAAUUCUCAGAUCCUUCUGAACUAUAAAUCUUGUGUAGCUGAGGGCCUUAGAAGAAUCAUCUAAUGGGGGGCUUCUGGGGGGCUCAGUUGGUUAAGUGUCCGAUUCUUGGUUUUGACUCAGGUGAGGAUCUCAGGGUUGUAAGAUUAGGCCCUGCGUACAGAUCAAGCCUCAGUGUGGAGCCUGCUUGGGAUCCUCUCCCUUCUCCCUGUGCGUCCCCACACAUCCACAUUCUCUCACUUGCAUGCCCUCUCCCUAGAAAGAAGUCUAACAGUUUUACGGAUUCCUGUAGCUUCUCUGCAAUGUGCACCUAAAGGUCAUUGCAACAAAGGAAGGAAAACAAAGAUAGAAGGAAGGAGGAUCUCGGUCCAGAAGUGCAGGCUUUACGCAGCUUGCUUUCCCGAUGACUCAGGUGGACAUGGCUUUCGUUGCUUUCCUGUAUUUGCUGCCACUGAGACAAGGUGCUGAUCCCAGGGCAUUACAAGGGAUAUGGUGGGGUUUGCCAAACUUUUUUUUGAAAACUUUUUUUAUAUUGUAAUGCCUUUUCAGAAUAGUUAAUAAAUAAUAAAUUGUCCAUGA
This is a messenger RNA of Neogale vison (American mink), 3439 nucleotides long. Its product is annotated as zinc finger protein 211-like. NCBI's taxonomy places the organism in Eukaryota, Metazoa, Chordata, Mammalia, Carnivora, Mustelidae. Gene Ontology annotation, molecular function: RNA polymerase II cis-regulatory region sequence-specific DNA binding; DNA-binding transcription factor activity. Bases 138 to 1778 code for a protein of 546 amino acids. Gene Ontology annotation, biological process: regulation of transcription by RNA polymerase II. The transcript has 3 exons. The record is from RefSeq and is a predicted model, not a curated record.